Messenger RNA from Thamnophis sirtalis, 5086 nucleotides. NCBI's taxonomy places the organism in Eukaryota, Metazoa, Chordata, Lepidosauria, Squamata, Natricidae. The record is from RefSeq and is a predicted model, not a curated record.
GCAGGUGGAAUUGUGUCUGUCCGAAGUCUCCCGGAGCGACCUUUUCAUUGGAAUCCUUGGACAGCGCUACGGACAGGUCCCGAAGGAGACUUCCUUGCCGGAGGAGCCGCAGUAUGAAUGGGUGAAAACAUACCCAUCAGGCCGCUCCAUCACCGAGCUGGAGGCUGUUCAAUUCCUGAAUGGCAACCAUGACCCCACAGCAGAAUCUAGGGCAUUCUUCUAUCUACGAGAGCCUGACUUUCUUGGCUCCGUACCAGAAGCGUGGAAGAAAGAUUUUGGAGCUGAAUCAGAAGAAGCUGCCCAACGCAUGUCUGAUUUGAAGGAACAUCUCAGGAAACAUGGGAGCUUGGCUGCCUUUAGCAGCUAUGGCUGUGAGUGGGGUGGAGUUGCCCAAGGCCAGCCUUUUGUGAAAGGCCUUGAAGAUUUUGGCCACAGAGUCUUGCAGGAUGUGUGGAAAUGCCUCCAGAACCACUUCAUUGAGGGAGGUGAAUCUGAACUCCCAACAGGCUCAAAGGAAGAAGAAGGAAACACUCUGCAAGAAUCUUUCCAGGAAUCUCAGCAAAGGAGAUUUUGUGCCCGGACGAAGCUUCUGAAUACCACAGCAGCUCAGAUGCGCGGUGGCAAGCUUUAUGUUGUGAGCGGUGAACCUGGCCAGGGAAAGACAGUUUUUUUGGCAGCCCUUGCAGAAAAGCUCAGGAAGAUGGUCCCGCUGCACGGAGAAGGCCCUCCUCCCAAGUAUCAUGUUGUAGCCCAUUUCACCAAAGCGGGACCCAAUCAGACCAAAGCCCAAGUUGUGCUGGAUCACAUCUGCGCCUUGCUUAGGAAGUUACUAGAGAACCCUCCGACCCCACCUAGAAGUUACAGAGGGCUUGUAACCCAGUUUGAAUGCCUUCUCCACGCGGUGGCCAAGUUGCUGAAACGGCGCCAGUCCUUGGUGCUUUUGAUCGACGGAGCUGACUUGAUCCACACUGCUGGAGGAGAGCUGGUAUCUGACUGGCUGCCUGAAAAUAUGCCCCAGCGAGUCAGCCUGGUUCUCAGCCUUUCUGCGGAGUCCAUGUUGCUUGAAUCCCUGAAGCAGCGGACGGAUGCUGUCUUCAUUCCCCUUGAGCCUUUGGCCCCUCCAGACCGGGCUGCCAUCGUCCGCAAAGAUUUGGCCCUGCAUGGGAAAAAAUUGGAGGAGUCGCCUUUCAAUAACCAGAUGCGACUCGUGCUUCUCAAACGUGGCUCUCGCCAGCCUUUAUACCUGAGCUUGCUAAUCCAGGACCUGCGGCUUUUUGCCCUCUACGAGAAGCUCUCGGAACGGAUCCAGAAGCUUCCCAUCUCUCUUCCCCUGAUGAUGCAACACUUGCUGGGUUGCAUGGAGCAAGAUCACGGGCUGGAGCUGGUUGCUAUCACUCUAGUGUCUCUCUGGGCCAGCAGGGAUGGACUAAUGGAACAAGAUCUCUAUUCUGUCCUUGCUAUGUGGAAGGAAUUAAAUGGGACUACCGUAACCUUGGAAAAAGCCAUUAAUGCUGGAAGACACGUUGGCAGUUUCCCCACAGCUCUCUUCUUUGACCUGCUGCGGAGCCUGAGGGGUCUUCUUGGAGCUUGCGGUUCCCCUUCGGAGCUCCCAGGUUCUCGGCUGCAACUUUGCGGCGCCCCCUUAAGGACGGCGGUAGAACGGCGCUACUUGAAAAAAACAGGACUGGAGCACACUGCUCAUGUGUUCUUGGCAGCUCACUGGUGGAAACUUUCAGACCCAGAUGGCUCCCGGACCUUCCAGAAGUCUGAGGCAGAGGCAUUAACUGCUCUGCCAUACCACUUGGUCCAAAGUGGCCAUUUGGAUGUUCUGGCUUCUUUCCUGACUGAUUUAACGAUUAUCGGUGCUCAUCUUCAUCUCGGCCUCCUCCGUAGCCUCUCUGAAGCCCAUGCACUCUACGCAACAGCUGCUGGCUCAGAAGCCAGUGAGGAAGUCAACUUAUUCUCUGACUUUUUGCAAAGAAACUUUGGGCUGCUUUCCCAGAAUCCUCUACUGCUCUUGCAGCAGGCAGCUAAUGAACCCAGUUCCUCAGGCCUUUGCAUACAAGCCCAGGUGGCGCUCCAGAAAUGCGGGAAACCUUUUCUGAAAUGGAUUAACAAGCCUGAGAAGGCCCAGCAAACCAGGAGCCUCGUUUUGAACCUUCCUUCCACUCCUUCAUCUGUUUCUCUUGCUCCUUCGGGAAAACUGGCCAUCGUGGGUACUGUGGAGGGGACAUUACAUCUGGUAGAGAUGAAUACUGGACAGCUCUGGGAAGCUGCCCGAGGACAUGUACUCCACCAGUGGGACUUCUCGUGCCCUUUGAACUGCGUGACCUUUCAUCCAAACAGUCAGUUAGUGGCUGUCGGUGGAUGGGACAGAUCGGUUGCUGUCUUGGAUACAAAUGGAAUGAGCAAGAUCUCGGUCAUGAAGGAUCAUGAUUCCUCCGUCCACUGCAUUUCCUUCUCUUCUACUGGGAAAGUUUUGGCGGCGGCUACUUUGGCUGGUUCCAUCACCCUGUGGUCGUGGCAGGAGGCCAUCAUCCUGGGCUCAUUCAAGGCUCACUCUGGAUGCACCUCGGUGGCUCGGUUCCUUUCCAAUGAAAAGCUUCUCACAGCAGGAGAAGACUGCAAGGUUCAGAUUAGCAAAGGACACUUGGGGCAAUUUUGGACCACUUUAGGAUCAAGAAUUCUUUCCCCGGCCCUGUGCAUGGCCUCAAACCUUGAUGGAAGCCAACUGGCGGUGGGACACCAUUCAGAUGGCAUCUGGAUCUACAGCCAGCCUUGGCGCUUUCAGACAACCCCGGUUCAUUUGCAAGGAAGCGAUGUGGCCGUCUGUAGCCUGGCUUGGUUACACCAUGUAUUUUUGGUUGCGGGCCUCGGUGAUGGGUCCCUUUGUGUCUGGAAGACUUUUGAGAGCAGCUCCCAUUGCUGCCAUCAGUUCAAGGCCCACGAGAAAGCUGUGAUGGGCCUUGCGGUGUCUGAUAAGCUGGUGGCUUCUGUCUCAGAUGAUUUCACCGUUGGGCUGUGGCUUUCAGAGACCCUGAGACCAGGACCUGCCUUGCAAGCCGGCAUCUCACCACUCUCCAUCCUCCGUGGUCACACUUCUGGGGUGACCUGUUGUUCCUUCAGCCUUGACGGCAACUACCUUGCUACCGGAAGCAAAGACCGGGCCUUGUUUCUAUGGGAUGUAAGGGACCCUCUUCAGAAGGCUCCCUCUCUCUUGCGCUCCCUGCUUUUCUGCCACCAGGACUGGAUUUCCAGCUGUGCUUGGAUUGGCACCAUGUUGCUCUCUGGCUCCAAUGAUGGUACCGUUUGUCUCUGGGAUAUGACAACUAACGAGUGUGUCCAGAAAUUCCUGGGGCACCAAAGCCCAAUCUGUGGAAUCACAACUGAGAAAGACCAUGUCAUCUCCAUGGGCAGAGAUGGGAUGCUGAUAACAUGGAACCUCCAGGGAGUGGAAGAAACUCGCUUCUUGGCUCACCCGAGCCAGACCAAUCACUGCACUGGCUUCAGAGAUCCAUGGCAGAAAGACUUUAUGUUGGCUGCAGCUGGUGCUGAUGGCACUGUGAAAAUUUGGAGACCCUUGACAAUUGAACAACCUCAAGUCCUUUUCGGACACUCUGCUUCUGUCUGUGCGGCUGCUGCUACCUCAUCGUCAUUCCUGACCAUCUCCAAAGACAAGUCAGUCCGCAUAUGGGCCAUCCCUAAAACUGAUGCUGACCCGGAAUGCCUGCCUCCUCACCAGGGUGCUGUCACAGCUGUGGCUUGGUCUCCUGAUGGGAACUUGGCUGCUUCCGGUGGGGAACACGGUGACCUGAUUGUCUGGCAAGGAGGAGAGAUUUUGGGGAUGGCAAAGGUUGGCCCCGGGUGUAUCAGUGCUCUUACUUUCCAUUCUUCUCAAACAAUCCUUGUGGCUUGUGGUGGGAUCAGCCUUUGGGAUAUAAGUGACAGCACGCAGAACGUCAAGGCAGUUAGCUUGAUGCGUAGGAGAACCUUGUGGCAAACCAAAGGAGUUUCUGUCCUGUGCAUGGGGAUGCUCCCCACUCUGGGUGCUUCGGUUUGUGGGCUAAGUGAUAGAGAAUUGUUGCUUCUUCUACCUGGAGAUGACAAUUUCGAGACAUUCACAAAUAUGUUCCCACGCUGUUACACUGAUUCUAAUCCCUUCAAUAUAUCCCCAUCUGAUGAAGAGCAAGAGGAGGUCUUACAUAUGUGGCACACCAUGGAGAAACCAGGCUUGAUAAAGUUGAAUUUGGGCAAGAAUAAAAAGGCCACAAUCAUUAAGGACAUCAAGUGGACACCGAACAAGCCUUCUAGCUUCGUCACGGUUGCCAGGCUCAUCAAAGACAACUUACUAUUAUAUGGGGACACAGAGGGAUUUCUCUGGAGUCAGAAUGCGCAAAUAGAGGAGGAAAGGGAGAUAGAGGAACAGGAGACAGACGAUGAAGAUGAGGAUGAAGAAGACGAAGGAGAAGAAGAAGAAGAAAAAGAAGAUGAAGAGAAGGAGGAGGCGGAGAAGGAAGAGGAAGCGGAGGAGGAAGUGGAGAAAGAAGAGGAAGAGGAAGACGCAUCUAAGGACUGGCAAAAGAGGAAGAUCCACUGCGACACAAUUACAGCUUUGCAUCUAGUGGGAGACAGGAUUGUAACAGCAUCCCGCGACCGGGAUGUGAAGAUUUGGGAUGGCAGCACGAUGAAGCUGGUGAGUGUCUCUGAACGAUGCUGGGCUGAAGUUAGGCAGAUGCUGUCACUGACCUCACCUUAUUAUCCCUCAGUGCAACUUUCAUUUCCCUAAUUGCCUUUUCUCAACACAUGCCAAAUGCAUUUGAAAUGCAUUUGAUGGCCAUAAUGCCUGGAGUUAAGCUAGAGAUCCCUACUUCUUAUGCAAUUUGUUUAUACAAAAAAACCUAUCUACCGAUAAUAACUGGUUUUAGGACCUAGACUUGGAUCAACCAUUUACUGUAUAUAUUUCUAGCUAGCUAAUAACCCAGCAUUUCCUGGGUAUUUAUUUAUCCCAAGCUGUUUGACGUCAUGGUUCUUUCCUUGUAUGUAAUCUGCGUGAAGUACAAUAAUAAUCCUCAAGAAUAAUCAAAGC